GUUGGGUGCAAAUCACGUGAAGUGCAUUUUCCCAUUUUACGAGGUUUCUUGUCAUCCUUGUUGUCAUGAAGGGGUACAAUACACACUUAAUGCAUCCCCCUUUGUUUUGAACCCAGUAACCCCUAUUCAGACCCCCCAAAAUUCGUUAUAGUCAGAUCCACAAUCCCCCGCUAGAUCAACCUCGUGGUUAGUCCAGAAUUCCAAGCUGGUUGACUAGUUGGCGGAUUUGGGGGUAAUUUACCGGCCAGCUUUCACCUCUGAAAAAUGAGCCAGAAAAACAAGAAAAACAAAUGGAAGAAGGUGGAGCUCACAACAGUCCUGGCGGAAACCCGUCCAGUGACAGCUUGGGCUGAUGAAGUCGAAAUUGAUGAGCGUGAGCUUCAGAUUGCUGCUGCCCGUAAAUCUGCUUUACCAACUGCUCCACGCUCUGCUCGUGGCAGUGAUGAUGAACGAGUGCCCAAUGCCCCUCCAUAUGUGGCCUACAUCACCAACAUCCCAUUUGAACUCAUUGAAGAGGACAUUGUGGAAUUCUUUGGCGAUCUCAUGAUUGAAAACAUAAGACUGCCAAAAAAUGAUGCCACAGGGAAACUUAAAGGCUAUGGAUAUGUAGAAUUCACAGAGAGGCAAGGCCUCAUAGAAGCACUUCAAAUCAGUGACAAGAGCAUGAAAGGUCGAAGGAUACGGAUUGAUGUAUCAGAAAAUAAUGAUAGAGACCGAGGCUAUGGAAGGUCAGACCGUAUGGGCAGAGACCGUAUGGGCAUGGGCAUGGGUAGGGAUGAUGACCCUGAUAGAGCCACAGGUGAUUGGAGAUCAGCACCUCGGAUGGAACCUGAAGGCGAUCGACGCCCUGGUGGACGCGGUGGCUAUGGCAGCAGUGGCUUUGGUGAUCGUGAAGGCCGCGAUCGAGAGGGGGGUGGUUUCGGUGCUCCUCGUGAAUCAGAAAUCCGAGAAGGAGGCUGGCGUGAAGGAAUGGGAUCUGGAACCGCGCCGUCGGGUGGUGGUUUUGGUGGUGACUCCUAUCGUAGCCGAGGAGGCGGCUUUGGUGACAGGGAUAGGGACGGUGGAUUCGACCGAGACAGGAGUCGGUGGGGUUCAGAUCGGGACGGAGGUGAUCGCUAUGGUGAUCGUCCUCGUUAUGGUGACCGUGAUGGUGACCGUCCUCGCUAUGGUGAUCGGGACGGGGACCGUCCCCGAUUUGGUGAUCGGGAUGGCGACCGUUACGGCGGAGAUCGCCCACGCUAUGGUGAUCGUGAAAGGGAAGAAGAUCGCGAGAGGUUCGCCCGUCGCGAUGAUGGACCUCCCUCGGAGUCAUCUGGUGAACCUAAAGAAAGGCCCAGACUCAACCUGGCACCACGUUCCAAGCCAUCUGAAAACCCUCCUCCAGAAGAUCAGGAAAAGAAAUCUACUGAACCACCAUCUGCAAGACCCUCCAUUUUCGGAGCUGCAAAGCCUGUAGACACAGCUGCCCGUGAACGUGAAAUUGAGGAAAAGAAACCUGUUGACCCACCAGCACCUUCAGUUCCAAGGGCGUCAAUUUUCGGAGCUGCAAAGCCUGUGGACACAACUGCCCGUGAACGUGAAAUAGAGGAAAGACUCAACCGCGAGAAGGAGCGCGUGCCUCGCCGCGAUGAUCGAGAGAGAAGCACAGACAAUUCAAAGUCUAAAGAGGGUACUGAUCAGGGAGAAGAAACUAAAAAGGUAGAGGUUGCUCCACCUCCCAAAGAAAAUGCGUGGUCACGCCGUCCAGUGAUUGAACCUAAUGCUAAUAAUGGAAGUCACCGAGCUACAUCUCCAGGCAGUUCGGAGAGACCCUCAAGCCCAAAUCGCAGUAGAGAGACGUCACAGCAAGAUGAAGUGGAAGGUGUAUCGAGGGACCGCAACAACAGGAGUAAAUCUAGGGACAACAAAGACGGAGAAUUCACCCGCGGCAGAGAAGAUGGCAACAACUCUGAAAGGUACGCGCGCAAGGGUGGCAGAGGUUCUGGUCGUAUUGGCCCUCAGGGACCCUCUAGGGGAAUGGGCCAAGUGAAGGUAGAGAGGGUUGGUGGUGGUGGAAGUGGUGGAAAUAAGGGAAAACAUCUUCCAGAUAGGCCGUCACGCAGAGAUCAUUCCAAUGAGGAUAAACCUCGCCUUCCCAAGUAUGAGGAAAAGCCAAUACCUAACUUUGUGGCUUCCAAUAAAUAUGCAUUUUUGAAUGAAGAAGAUGAUGGUCCUGAAGAAACAGCAGAUUGAAGCUUGGUCAAUACACUAUGGAGUUAAAACUGUUUAUCAUAGACACUUUAUUCUCUGUCUGUCGAAUAAACUUGUCAGAUUUCAUCUUUUGGUGGAGCCAUUGCUUCCUCCCUUUUUUCUGGUUUGACCAAUCAUUAGCAGAAUUUAUUUUUGAAUGAUGAUCAUCCUUGGUCAUGGCAGAUUGUCCUUUCCCUACUUUUUGCAAGCCUUUAUUGAUAAUUUUUCACAUGUGUACUGGAUUGGUGUUGGUACAAGGUGUGAACUUAAUAGUAGAUUCUGAUUGAAAUCUCCCUUCUACUCAAUAUUUUUUGAUGUUGACCUCGUUCUUUGGUUUUCCCAAGUUGUGAGCCAUGUUAAUAAUUUUCAUUGCCAUAGUCAGUCCCUCUAUUCUUACUCUUGAACUAAACUGAACUUACUUGGGGUUACUGCACUACUUGAGGUGUCAUGAUGAGUCUUUAGGCCAUCAAUGUUUUAGUGAAAUGUGGCACAGCGCAGGUACACUGUGUCAUAACUACCCGAUAUUCUAUUGUCAUUAUUCAAGAUUAGCGGGAAAGCUAUUGCCAAUUUUAGGUUAAAGUUUUAUUUUUUAUUGUCUUAUAAUUGAAUCAAGAUAUGCACAUAAUUUAUCAGCUGAACUUUUUUUUUUCUGAAGUAAGCCUUUUUAUUGUAAGGUCUAUUGCCUGAUACUCGACAUUAUUGUGGUUAAAAUAAAUCUGUUGAUUGACUUUGAAUCUAGAAAGUUUUCUUGUAUAUGUGAGGUUUUUUUUGCUUUGAGUCACAAGAGUGUGUGUGUGUGUGCAUGUAUGUGUGCGUGUCAUCUUUUCUUCUGAGACUGCCGAUCAGUGCACUGGCUGACUGAUACUUGGAUGCUGUGCCAAGUAGUUAGAGGCCAUCCUAAUUUUUUGCUAUUUGGAGACUUUGGCCAAGACUGUGCCAGUGAACCAAUAUAGUGUUAUGGAUAAUGUAUCUUAUCAAACAUCAGACAUGUAUAUAAAAAAUUCCAUAUCUGAUUGCUCAUUUUGGUCUUGUUAUAGCUUAAAGAAUUUUUUACCUUCAGGCAUCUUUGAAUGCUUGAAGCUUAAAGUCUGGCUUUUUAAAAUCUAGUGUACAGCUGUUUAUUGAAUUGUGAAUAUCAUCUACCUCAUUUCUGGUCAGGAAAGGCACUAUGCAUGACUCUAAAAUUGUAAAGUGGUUGUCCCAACUUCAUAUUCAUCUCAUACCAUGGCUAUCUGGUCUCUUCAGAGACUAUGCAACCUUUAGUCACACAUGGAUUGUGGAACACUUGUCGACAUAUGUAUUAUUGAGGUUAUAAAUAAAAUCAGUCUGUUUGAUUGUAAUGUUGAGUGGAA
Frankliniella occidentalis (western flower thrips) is the source of this 3581-nucleotide messenger RNA. Its product is annotated as eukaryotic translation initiation factor 4B. NCBI's taxonomy places the organism in Eukaryota, Metazoa, Arthropoda, Insecta, Thysanoptera, Thripidae. The transcript is spliced from 12 exons. The coding region runs from base 265 to 2232 and encodes 655 amino acids. Gene Ontology annotation, molecular function: RNA binding. The record is from RefSeq and is a predicted model, not a curated record.